Paramecium octaurelia is the source of this 1754-nucleotide messenger RNA. The record is from the annotation of a GenBank genome assembly. Lineage: Eukaryota; Ciliophora; Oligohymenophorea; Peniculida; Parameciidae.
UAUCUGUUAAUUAUAAUGAACUCACCUUCUAGCAAUUAGUUGCUUCAAAAACUUCAAAAUUUGCAUUUAACUCAAAAGAAAAUCAUCCAACACUCGCAUUCACCAAAACAUUCAGAAAUCAACUAAUUCCUCCAUACUCCAUCACCAAUCCCCUAUCUUCCAAUCAAACAAUAUGAUGUCGGAUAGCUGACUGACCGCAUUGUCAAAGAAAUGGAUAAGCACACCUCAUUCUCCAAAAUUGAGAACCCCCUUGAAAUUCAACAUUAUUAAUAUGCCAAUCCGCCAAUAUAAAUAUCAUCCUUAACCCACAUUGAUAAAAAGCUCAAGCAGCUUAAAUAUGCCAAGGACCAUGAUCACAAUAUUUUUGCAGCAAUUUUAACAAAAAUGAAACUCUUUUGUCUAGAUAAUUCAACAAUUUGCUUUGAUUUUUAUAGAUGCACCGAUCUUAUUCUACUCAAAUAUAUGAUCUAUCUAUUGAUCUUAGAAUUGAACCAAGAAACCCCCAAUAAUUAACAAGAACCAGGUCCAGAGCAGAGGCAACAAUUCCAAAGUAUGGUCAAGGACAUUGUCAUAAUGGUUUAUGAAAUCAUAGAAAAAAUCAAAUCUAAAUAGCACAUUACUUCUUAAAUGGACAUCCUUAAUAAUUAAUUGAUCAAAAUUUAAAAUUCCUUUAAGCCUCAACCCAAUAGUUCUGUUCAAACGAUCAAGAAACCAUCACAUCAUAGAGAGUUCGGUAGCUGUAAUUUAGAGAAUAGCAAAGCUUCUUACCAUUAAAAUAAACUUGCUACUGAAAUUAGCACUAAUUCUAAUCAUCAUUUAAAUAAUGGAUAAUAAAAGAUAAUCAAAUACCAGAUUGAUGAAUUGGAAUAGAAAUCUAAGAUUAUUACCUCCUUAAAUGACUAAAUUUUGAAAUUAUAAAAUAAUAAUAAAUAAUAAAUUCUUUCAAUUUCGGAGUUAAAUGUUAAAAUUGAAUCUAUCAUUUCUUAAUUGCAAUCUAAAACUGAUGAAGUAUGCUAUAAUUAAUAUUUAUUUUAUAGUUAGAGCAAUUAAAAAAGCAAUAUGAUCUUUUAAAGUCAAGUAACCAGAUUUGUAAAGAGGAAAAAGAUCAAUAUUUUAAUCUUUACCAUGAUUUUGAAGUGGAAAAUAUAACACUUAAAUAAAAUCUUGAGAAAUAUCAAGUAGUUAUUUUAUAUCAACUAGGUGGUUCAUGAUUAAAUAAAGUCACAGUUUGAUUAAUAUUAAAAUGAAACUUACUCUUCUUAUUAAUAAUAAUGUAAUCAACUACAAUAAAUUAAAGAUAAUGAGAUAAAAUAAUUAAAAAUAGAAUUAAAUGAAAAAUCUUCUAUCAUUGUAAAAAUAUUUAUAAAUCUAUUUAGAACUAAUUAUUAGAGGAUGCCUUAUUUUUUGGUAAGUAAUACAAAUAAAUUGUUGAGAGAAUAGUUACUAUAUCAUAAGAGGACUUUGGGAAAGAGAUGUAACAAAUGCAGAAGGAGAUUAUGCUUUUAGAAAACUCUGUGAAUGCUAAGUUCAAUGCGAUAUCGAGUUAUUCAGAGAAUAUGAUAUAUGAUUCAGGCCAGGAUUUUUUAUAAUAGAGUCAAUUAUCUAAUAAGUUGGUAAGUAAGGCUUAAUCUCCCAAGAGUGGAAAUCAAUAGUAAAGCAGGGCUUGUGAGUUCCUUAAUGGUUAAAAAAAUUAGUUUGAACUGAUGCACAUGCUUUUGGCUUAAUGUCUAGUACUUGAGGAAUUUUUAUUAUGA